Messenger RNA from Solanum verrucosum, 2926 nucleotides. RefSeq lists its product as uncharacterized. NCBI's taxonomy places the organism in Eukaryota, Viridiplantae, Streptophyta, Magnoliopsida, Solanales, Solanaceae. The record is from RefSeq and is a predicted model, not a curated record. Gene Ontology annotation, molecular function: ubiquitin binding. The transcript is spliced from 10 exons. Bases 177 to 2909 code for a protein of 910 amino acids.
GGGCCUGGGGAAGCCGAGCAAUUUCCAUAUUUUGUCUCCAAUCCAGUUCGACCGUCGACGGCACUGAAGGAGAAAACCUCUGAUCGCCUCUGUGAUUUUGGCCGUUCACUUUCCUUAGGCGAAGUCAAUAGUACGAAGCACAAUUCUCCGACUAUCUAAAAGUUAUUGCUGAAGCCAUGUCGAAUCGCUAUAGUAACCAAAACAGGAACGAAAAAACUCAGAAGAAGUUUGUUCCAAAGAAGGAAAUGCAAACUUCUCAAACCCUAGCGAAUUCCUUCAGGCAAUCAGUUUCUAUCAAAUCUGAAGGAAGUUCCAACGCCGUUAACUCCAGCAGUGCCGGUUCUUCUGCCGGAGAGGUCAAGAGUAGGGUUAGGAUGGGAGAAAGUGGCGCCUGGGUUUCCGCCGCUAUUCCUAGUGGAAAGUUCGUGGAUUAUUUGCCUCAGGAUGAGGCUGUAGCAGCUGGGCUUGGAGCCGAUGAGGGUGCAUUGGAUCCCAUGGAAUCACAGCGUGUGGUGGAUGUUUUGAACAGGGAGUUGUGUAGGUUACUGAAGAUGAAUGCAAGAGAUUUCUGGCGAGAAGUGGCCAGCGACAGCUCCCUUCGCUCUUUUCUUGAAAGCUUUCUGAAGUUCAGGAGUAGGUGGUAUGAUUUUCCAUAUCGAGGAGCCAGGGGUAUAGUUGCUGGGGUCGUCGUUGGUGAGUUCGAGCUCUGCCGGCGUAUCUUUAUGGUCUUAUAUCGCAUAUCGUCAAAUCGGGACCCUGGAGCUAAGACUGCUGAUAGUCUUACUCAGAAAGAUCACGAAGCCCUUUUGCAGGAGAAGAAGUUGCUUGAUUUACCGAAGUUGUUAGACAUAUGUGCCAUAUAUGGUCAUGAAAAUGAAGAUCUGACAAGAAUAUUGGUCGUCAAUGCCAUAAAGUCACAGCCAUGGAUCCAUGAUGAUCUUUCAUCUGUUAUUACACACUUUCUUAGCAUUGUGCAGACUAUGUAUGAGAGGUGUAGCUCAUCGUUAGAGGUUUUAUUUUCCUCCAGUCACUUUCAAGAUCAUGGGCAUACUCAACUUCAAACAGACUAUCUAGAGGUGAUGGAUUUCUUAAAUGAUGCUGUGGUAUCUAUGGAUGCGUUUGUCAAUGCGUAUAAGCAAGCAUCCAUCUACUUCUGCUGUCCUGUUGAAAUGAGUCAUGGAAAUGAGGAGGUUCUUACUACCCUUGCAAGAUUGCAUAAUUCAUUGCUUCCCUCUUUGCGGCGGGGCUUCCACAUAAUUUUAACCUCCGGAGAGAAAAGUUUGACGGAGUCAUCUAAUGAAAUGCGCUCAAAUGUUUUUGUCAGUCUCAAAAUGUUAUCCACAAGGAUAGUAAAUUUUGGUUGGAAGCUGCUAUACUUGUGCUAUCUAAGUGAUGAGGCGUUUGUUGAAAGUUCUCCGCUUCCUGCUACCAUGAAAAUGUUCCCGACCAAUGUGGAGGAUCCUGCUAUAAGAGCAGAUAUAUUAGUGCAGUCAGUGAGGGAUAUCAGUGGAGAUUACUCACAGGCUCUAGAGGGCCAUAGCAAAGGAACGUUUCUCCAAAUCAUUGAACAAAAUUACAACAUAAUGAGCAGAAUCGAGUUACUACGGAAUACAGGGUGGAUAUCAAUGGAUGAUGAUCAAUUCAAGUUUCUGUCGGGGAUCACAAUACACCCAGUAGAAGAUAAUGUUGGAAGGGCAGCCCAUCCGGCAGCCUCUGGAAAAGACAACCGACCACAGGUUGAUGAAGAUGCUGCUAUUAUGGAGUCAAAAAUAAGUCAAAUAAAAGACCUGUUCCCUGAUUAUGGAAAAGGUUUCUUAGCUGCUUGUCUUGAAGUAUAUAACCAGAAUCCUGAAGAGGUCAUUCAGAGGAUUCUUGAGGGUACCCUUCAUGAGGAAUUGCAGUCUUUGGACAUCUCCUUGGAGAAAAUACCACCACCCAAGUCUGAUGUUGCAUCCAUGACCAGAAAUGACAAAGGUAAAGGGAAACUAGUGGAAUCUACACCAAUGCCCCCUAGAAACAUUGUGCCCGCAGCAUCGCCUUACAAAGCUGUAGGCUCUUCUAAUUCAUCUAUAGCUCCAGCUGGAAGAUUUAUCAGGAAAACAACCAGUGAAGAGCCUGCUUCCUUGACACUUGACUCUAGAGAUGCGAAGGAUUUGGCAAAAACGCUUGCACUUUCAUCACAGCUUGAGUAUGAAGAUGAGUAUGAUGACUCAUUUGAUGACCUAGGCCUAAGUAUUGGUGAUUCAGCAUUUGAGGAAACUGAGAACCUCCAAGACAAGACAAACUUCAGCCGUGGGAGAAAUUCUGAAGCUGAUAAUGGUAGCUCAGCUUCCAACGCUUCUAAAUGGGGAUCACGAAAGAUGCCACAGUUUUACGUCAAAGACGGCAAGAACUAUAGUUACAAAGUUGAGGGUGCUGUUGCGGUGGCUAAUUACAAUGAAGCUUCUAUAGUAAAUCAAGCUCAGAAGGAGUUGAUACAUGGGUUGGGACGAGGUGGUAAUCUUCCUUUGGGUGCAGUUAAACGGCUGACCGAGCCAAACGAGGAGAAAGAAGACGAACCGGAAUCAAAUGAAAUGGGUGGAAGGGGGAGAGGUCGAGGGUUCUUCAGGGGAGGAAGAGGUGGGAGAAGAAGAGACUCAAACGAGGAGAAAGACAACGAUCCCGAAUCAAAUGAAAUGGGUGGAAGGGGGGGAGGUCGAGGGUUCUUCAGGGGAGGGAGAGGUGGGAGAAGAGGGGGAGAGUCAAACGAGGAGAAAGACAAUGAGCCGGAAUCAAAUGAGAUGGAUGGAAGCGGGGGAGGUCGAGGGUUCAGAGGAGGGAGAGGUGGGAGAAGAGGAGGGGGUAGAUCAAAUCAUUACAGAAAGGAUCAAGCCAUGAAAAAACACUUUUCAGGUUUGACAGGCCAUUGAUAUGGAAGGUUACUCUA